ACAGCAAGGCACGUUGAGAGUAGAUUUUGAAAUUCCAACAUAGACCGCAACAGCAAUAGUAGUACUUCGAAGUUAAGAACGUCCAUACAUCGGUCGUCGUGGUACAUUGUCCUGAAGGAAUCGGGGAAAAUCAGUUUUGAUUAAAACAAAAAAUAAAACAAAAACACGGUCAAUUCAAAAAGAAAGGAAAAACAACUGAAACGUAUUAAAUUGCAAAAUAAAUACAAUAUGAACACAUUCCACUUCUAGUCCAAAUCAAAAGAUCAUUCAUAGUAGUAAAAUAAAUAUAAAACAAAGACAAAAGCCAAAAAAUGACAAAAGUCGAGUUGUACAAAUCGCGGGUAUUCGUUACCAUUAUUCAUUUAUUGGCCUUGGGUCAAUUCGUUUACGCCCUGUAUUUUCAUAAUUUUGAAACUCAACGCAGUUACAAAUCCAAGCCAUCGGAAAUACGUAAAAUGGUUCCCGAUACAAUGGAAAAGAAGAUACAAUAUUUGACAUAUUGGAAUUUGAUAAUUCAAGCUUUGUAUUAUACCAUUUCGUUGGUAAACGAUUUUGUGGGUACCAAUGAAGUGUCUCCCAAGAAAUUACCGAUGGUACGUAAAAUCAAGGAUUAUCUGAUGACAACCUUUGCUUUUCCCAUCGCUUUACAUGUUGGCAUCACGUUCUGGGGCUUGUAUGCCGUUGACCGUGAGUUAGUCUUCCCAAAAGCAUUGGAUGCUGUUUUCCCCACUUGGUUAAAUCACAUUAUGCAUACCAACAUUGUGGUUUUCAUUGUAUUGGAAAUGUUCAUCUCUUUCCGUGCUUAUCCUUCACGCGUUAAAGGUUUAACGGGAUUGGCCACAUUUAUUGGGGCCUAUUUGGUUUGGUUGCACAUCAUCAAACAUUACUCUGGCGUCUGGGUGUACCCUAUAUUGGAGGUUCUGCAGUUUCCCCAACGUAUUAUGUUCUUUGGGGGCUGUUUGGGCUUGGCUGUGGGCCUCUACAUUUUCGGGGAAGUAUUAAAUAAUCUUGUAUGGUCAAAAGAACUUAAAAUGGCUCAGCGUAAACACAAGUAAAUUAACGCUUGGAAAUAACAAAUUAAUUCAGCCUAAUGUUUUCUCCUUCUUGGGCAAAUAUUUCUCUUCAAGUAUGAUAUACCAAAAAUAUAAAGAAAGAAAGAAGUAAAAUCAGAUGUAUUGUUCUUAUGAUAAUUCUAAAACAUAUUUUUAAAAGCUGUUUUUGUGACAUAUACAUGAGUACUACUACUACUUACAUACAUACCAAAAAACAAACAACAACAAAAUAAUAAGAUUAAAGUCUUUAAAUAACCAAAAAAAAAAGGAAUAAUAAUAAAGUAAAUACAAAAACUAUGAGGACACAAUGUACACAAAUAAACCAACAUUGAUUACUUUGUGAAAGCCUUUAUUUCUGAAAGGCUCUUAGAGUAUUGUAGAAUUUCGUUUGUUCUUUUUGUUAAUUUAUCUAGUUAAAAUAGUAUUUAUGGAGCAACAUAAAAAUAGUACGAAAUAAUUCACAUUUUAAACACACACUUCUCUCAUAUCAAAUGCACGUGUAAGAAGUUUUAAAUUUAAAUUUAAUCACAAACAUCCCGGAGUGCUGUUACCAAUUUCAAAUAAAGUAAUAAAAAACCUUUU
This is a messenger RNA of Stomoxys calcitrans (stable fly), 1634 nucleotides long. Its product is annotated as androgen-induced gene 1 protein. The transcript has 4 exons. The record is from RefSeq and is a predicted model, not a curated record. Gene Ontology annotation, cellular component: membrane; endomembrane system. Bases 312 to 1055 code for a protein of 247 amino acids. Lineage: Eukaryota; Metazoa; Arthropoda; Insecta; Diptera; Muscidae.